CUCCAUCAUCCAUGCCUAGGCUUUCAUAUGCCACUUCAUUGCUGCACUGGACAUGGCCAGCCAUCACCUCCAUCUCCAAUCCUGCCCAUCUGGGCGUCCGGUCAAUCCUCAUGCUCAUCACCCCAGCUGAUGGUGGUAUCACUCCCCGACAGCUGUCCCGCUUUCCUGUGCUCCUGAUGCCGUUCUCUCGACUCCGUUCUCUGCUUUCUCUCCUCCCCCUUUCCCUUCCACUGACUGCCUUCUUCUGUCUUUUCUCUACAACGCACGUUCUGCUGUCUUCGCAAUCUAUACUAUACCUCUGGUCGGCCUGUUUCCUCCCACUUGACACUCCGGAGUGCAUACACCGCGUCCCUGUGCUCCGUUUACCGACGGGUAUCCCGGACUUCCUGUUUCGGCCUUUCCGUUUGGUUCCUGGCGGAGUUGCUCUGAUAAUCCCAGAAUCUAGAUCGUCCUGAUCUUUUUAACUGUUCUUGUUGUUAUUUUUAUUUUUAUUUAUUUAAGUUGUACCCCUACGAUUAUGAUAUUAGUCCUCCCGCAGUAGCUGUGCUUGGCUUUAAUCCAUGGUCAUUGUUCAUCCCUCUGGACCUCCGGCGGACUCAUUUUCACUCCUUGCAGCCAUAACACCUCUCUCCCUUUCUUAAAUAUAUCUAUCUUUUUGCCUGAGAACUGAAGUACCUCUCUAAUUCUCUAUACCUCCCGCUUCCUCUCUUGCCCUUUUCUCGGGUCGACCUGAAAUUAGACAUCACACCCUGUUAGGGUUUCUUGCUCUUUAUUGUUCUUAGUCUGCCGUGUCCCCUCUCUUUGUCUUGCUGCUUUAGCUACUUAAUUUUUGCUGACCUUCACUGUUGGUAUUAUGCCUGAAGGAGAGCUAUGGUCUACUCUGGUUACUGCUAUCGAUCCUUGGAAUAUUAAAGCCAUGCCGGCCGUUCUGCAGUCCACUAUCAACCUUCUCGAGACGGAGCUAGCCAAGGCCAGGGCUGCUCUGCAGGAGAUCCAGCCCCAUACCGGCCCCUCUAUGAUGCUAGGCGACGAAGUCACCGUUGGUGCUAUGGCUGCUUACCGGAGGAAUCUCAUCGGACGCGCUCCCGAUUUCUACUAUGGAUCUCAUCGCCUGACACACAAGGACCUGGGGCUUACCUCGCCGGUAGGCGACGCCUCUCCUCACGAUACGCACGCCUGGUUCAAUUCCCCGCAGUGUACGCUGCCUAGACGUACCAACCUCCUCGAUAUCUUUUCUAACAGCCUAAUCCUCGACCAUAUGGCGCCUUACCUUUCAACAUCGUCUCUCCUUGCACUGGCAUCUACGUCGAGGUUUCUCUAUUUCAUGAUCAUGAAAACUCCCUAUGUCUUCAGGCAUCUCGAUCUGAGCCGCUGCCGUGGAGCUCAAGUGCCCACUGGCCCUGGGGGCUACGGGUUUGACAACGUGCAGCUAGAUGACUCUCUAACGGAGGACGAAUUCUACUCUGCCCACCUGAAAGCCGUAUUCGCCAGCUUGGAACGGCGAUCAAUCUUGCAAGAUGUGCGUACUCUCAUCUUGGAUGGCCUUUCAGUACCCGCAGACCUGGUGUCAGAGAUCGUUCUGACGGACCGCUUCAAUGUCAACAUCCUAUCUAUCAGGGAGUGCCAGCACUUGAACGAGAGAAAACUCAUGCAGGUUCUGCAGCAUGCUGUUCGACCUACCCGUCCUGAGGGAAUGCCGCGGGUGAAGGGAAUCUAUCUCUUCACGCCCAAGAACUCUUUCCCUAUUCCGGGCCUUAGUAGGUAUCGAGACUGGUGGAGCUCUCGGCUUGAAAGCUCAAGAGACGCUGGCAGAAUGUUACCAAGCAGUAUUUUCGAGGAACUCAGUACCAGUCCUUCGCAGUUACAGCAGCAUGAGUGGUAUAGGCCAUCUGGCAGACUCCUCAAAAGAACUUUCGAAGAUGGGUGGGCACAGACUCUUCAAAAGUGCCAAGGGAUCAUUUCUUUUGAUGCCGUACUGUGUCGGGGCCCGCGACACAAUAUGAAUUUCUUUUCCUCUGAGAACGAGGAUGGAUCUCGACCAGAAGGUAGAUUCCUGGGCCCAGCAAUUGCAACGGUUGCUCUCGGACCCAGAGGCUGUGACGGCUGUCAUAGCUCACCAGAAGGACCAGCUAUCUGGGGACAGUCUGCAGACGAUCAUUUUCCUUUGCUCACUCCGCUGCCUUUGCAUUCUUCAACAAUCGCCACUGCAAAAUGCCCGGCAUUGUUUCCAGACGAAUGUCCCGUCUUGAUAGCACGUUGCACGGAAUGUUUGACUGACAGAUGGUGUCACCGAUGCAACAAAUGGUUCUGUUCCAGCUGCUUGCCACAUCCCGAAAGAAUUAGACCGAGCUUGUCUCCCCACCAAACCGCUGUCCGCGCAGCACCAAGCAGCCGGAAUGGCGAUGCGGGCUCAUCACAGGAACGAAAGACACUUGGGUUUGGCGUUAGUAAAGAUUGCUGGGAGUGUGGGCCAACUUGUGCUACCUGCAAGUUCGACUGUCAGCGUAUUUGCCACGGCUGCCAGGGAGAUUAUUGCAUUGAGCACAAUGAUGGCUGCUCUGCAACGAUGUGUGACUGGUGCAACACUUCCUCACGCCGUCGAACAAGAGAGCUUUAGACCUUCAUUUGUCUCAGUAGGUAUCCUGACUGUAUGCAUAGUGUUAUAUCCUUUCGCAGGCAUUGAAGAUGCACCCUUCGCGUCUUCCACCCAACUGCAGAUUAUGAAUUUUCUUUUGGAUUUCGGUGGUCGUGCUUAUCCCUACUUCAUAGUUUGUUCCCCUUCAGCGAGCAGUUUGGAGACAAAUGAUGGUGUUGGCCGGUUCUGGAUUUACGAUGAUAUUUUAAUACCUGUCCAGUGAAGUAGCCGGGUCUCUUGCUCAACGAUGGAACAAUAGCAUUUCCUCUCAAUCUCUGAUAAUAACACUCCAGUGAUAAUUGUAAUGUAAAGUCAUGUCUGUGCGAGAUCGAUGCAUGCGGCUAUCAACGCCGGUGUUUGUAAUCUCGGAGGCGAAAAGGUAUCUUCGAGAACAGACGCAUGUCUUCCUUCGACCU
Messenger RNA from Monascus purpureus, 3051 nucleotides. The record is from the annotation of a GenBank genome assembly. Lineage: Eukaryota; Fungi; Ascomycota; Eurotiomycetes; Eurotiales; Aspergillaceae.